This is a messenger RNA of Solea senegalensis (Senegalese sole), 1049 nucleotides long. It is a transcript of the gene prdx1, whose product is annotated as peroxiredoxin 1. NCBI's taxonomy places the organism in Eukaryota, Metazoa, Chordata, Actinopteri, Pleuronectiformes, Soleidae. The record is from RefSeq and is a predicted model, not a curated record. Gene Ontology annotation, molecular function: thioredoxin peroxidase activity. The coding region runs from base 98 to 694 and encodes 198 amino acids. The transcript has 6 exons. Gene Ontology annotation, biological process: cellular response to stress; removal of superoxide radicals; leukocyte activation. Gene Ontology annotation, cellular component: cytosol.
GCAGUAUAAAUCCCCCACCAGCGAGCACUGUCAACUUGUGCACUCCGCUCUCCUGCGUUGACUGUUGUAUUCGAGAAAGAGACAAAUCAAACAGAAGAUGGCAGCAGGCAACGCUAAAAUUGGAAAGCUGGCCCCAGAUUUCACAGCCAAAGCAGUAAUGCCAAAUGGACAGUUCCAGGAUGUGAAGCUCUCAGACUACAGAGGGAAAUAUGUUGUCUUUUUCUUCUAUCCACUGGACUUCACCUUUGUGUGUCCAACUGAAAUCAUCGCUUUCAGUGAUGCUGCUGAACAAUUUAGAAAAAUCGACUGCGAGGUCAUUGCCGCGUCUGUGGACUCACACUUUUCCCAUUUCGCGUGGACUAACACACCACGUAAGCAGGGAGGCCUGGGACCCAUGAAGAUUCCUAUGGUUUCUGAUACAUGCCGCACCAUCUCCACAGAUUAUGGCGUCUUGAAGGAAGACGAGGGAAUUGCCUACAGAGGUCUGUUCAUCAUUGAUGACAAGGGCAUCCUGAGACAGAUUACCAUCAAUGACCUGCCAGUUGGACGGUCUGUUGAGGAAACCUUGCGUUUGGUCCAAGCUUUUCAGUUCACUGACAAAAAUGGAGAAGUCUGCCCAGCCGGAUGGAAACCAGGAAAGGACACCAUCAAGCCUGACGUCCAGAAGAGCAAAGACUUCUUCUCCAAGCAGUAAUAAGCACAAGGCCAAAGUCCAUUGUAUGCUGUAGGAGAUUUCAUAUAGAGAUUACAUUUCCAGAGAGCAACAGUUGUGCCUGUGGGAGGAGUUAACAUGUUGUGUGUCUUCUAUUGUCAGUAGAGCAGAUACUUGUUGUGCACUUAUAUUACUUAUAAGUAUAUUAUUUUGUUACUGUUCUGUUAAUGUAUUCACUGUCUGACUAGGCUAAAUGUUCUUUAAUGUCAGUCUUAACUAUUGUUCGAUAUUAUGGGACCAUACAAACAUGUAUGUUCUUUAUGUUGACCCUUUUUUUUUUAAGUUGAAUAACAAAUGUUCUGUCAUCAAAAUAAAGUAUAUGCUUUAUGACUCUCUA